This is a messenger RNA of Dracunculus medinensis (Guinea worm), 957 nucleotides long. The record is from the annotation of a GenBank genome assembly. Lineage: Eukaryota; Metazoa; Nematoda; Chromadorea; Rhabditida; Dracunculidae.
AUGGUUCCGAAUUGGUCGUUCGCUUUCGUUGCAGCAUUUUUACUACUUUUAAUCGCUUGUUCAAUUCAUCGUAUCGAUGAAGGUCACGUCGGAGUUUAUUUUCGAGGUGGUGCAUUGCUAAGUAGUGUUAGCGAACCGGGUUAUCACUUAAUGUUUCCUUUUUUAACAACUUUUCGAUCAGUGCAGGUCACAUUGCAAACCGAUGAAACCAGGAAUGUCCCUUGCGGUACCAGCGGUGGUGUGAUGAUCUUUUUCGAUCGCAUCGAAAUAGUCAAUAUACUUUCCCCGUCAAGCGUUUAUAAUAUUGUAAAAAAUUAUACGGUCGAUUACGAUAAACCAUUAAUCUUCAACAAAGUUCAUCAUGAAGUGAAUCAAUUUUGUAGCAGACAUACACUUCAGGAGGUUUAUAUCGACCUUUUUGAUCAAAUCGAUGAUAACUUAAAGAGAGCAUUACAAAUGGAUUUGAAUAUCAUGGCUCCUGGUUUAGCGGUGCAAGCUGUAAGAGUUACUAAGCCAAAAAUACCUGAAUCCAUUCGUCAGAAUUAUGAGCGAAUGGAGGCUGAAAAAACCAAACUUUUAGUAGCAAUUGAGCAUCAACGUGUUGUAGAAAAAGAAGCUGAAACAGAACGCAAAAAAGCCGUAAUAGAAGCUGAAAAAGCUGCGCAGGUCGCAGCUAUCCAAUUUCAGCAGGCAAUUGAUAAAAAAGAAGCGCAAAAGAAGAUUGCUCAGUUAGAAGAUGAAAGUCACAAAGCAAGUCAGCUGGCAAAAGCUGAUGCGGAAUUUUACUCAAAAAUGAAGGAAGCCGAAGGAAACCGACUACUUCUUACCGAGGAAUAUUUGACACUAAAAAAGAUAGAAGCGGUUGCAGCAAACAAUAAAAUAUAUUAUGGAUCAAGUAUACCAAACGCUUUUCUUGAUUUAAAUAUGUGGAAAACUGAACAGAAAGAAAGUUCUUGA